AUGUGGUCAGUCUAUGUUGUAGUCCUGCAGGCAGUAUCUGCGUUACGAAUGGACGAAUGUGAACCGACGGCACUUGGCAUGGAAUCCGGAGCCAUUUCCGAUGCUCAGAUCACUUCCAGUAGCAGUUUCGAUCGACAAAGCGUAGGGCCACAAAACUCCAGGAUACGUACUGAACUCGCCUCAGGUGCAUGGUGUCCGAAACCGCAAAUACACAGUAGCAGUUACGAAUUUCUACAGGUAAUUCUCUAG
Molecule: messenger RNA, 249 nt
Organism: Ostertagia ostertagi
Lineage: Eukaryota; Metazoa; Nematoda; Chromadorea; Rhabditida; Trichostrongylidae
Source: the annotation of a GenBank genome assembly